AUGAAAAUCAAGUUCAUGUACCCUCUGCAAUUUUCAACGUCACUGAUCAUGCAUACUCAGCAGCUACUCCCUCUUUGUGGCCUCUUCCUUGCCGGCGUUGCCAUCGCAUCGAAAUUCGACCACGACGACGUCCCCAAUCGCUGCUGGCCUGCCUGCAGCUCUGUUGUCGGAAUCGCCAAGAGCUGUGAUGCCAAGUACGAACGGGAUGCAGCUGAAAUACAAUGCAUUUGCGAUUGGGACGCUGCCAAAACUCAGAUCCCGCUCUGCUCGGCCUGCAUCACCCAGUAUCAAACUGACAGGCUCAACCACAAUAUCACUCAACACGACGAUGAUGACGGUAAGGAGGAUACAGAUAUUGACGAUAAUGGUAACCAGGUCCUUGACCUUGUCCACUCUUGCUCGCUCACCACGACUACCUCCAACCCUCCCGCUACCACUACUACAAUUGGCACGUCUGCUACCACUGAUAGUUCAAAUGCAGCCACUGACACCGGAACGGACUCUUCUAGCACUGGUGGAAUCAACAGCCAGGAUUCGACUUCAUCCGAUUCCACCGGUGCCUCGUCGGGCUCUGCAUCCUCUCCCAUCCCUACUCCUGGUGCUGCAGUUGGUAUUUUGACCCCCAGCGCGGUAUCCAUGGCAGGUAUCAUGGGGCUGAUGGUUUUUGCUUGGGUGUGA
Penicillium digitatum Pd1 is the source of this 678-nucleotide messenger RNA. Lineage: Eukaryota; Fungi; Ascomycota; Eurotiomycetes; Eurotiales; Aspergillaceae. The record is from RefSeq and is a predicted model, not a curated record.